Perognathus longimembris pacificus (Pacific pocket mouse) is the source of this 1144-nucleotide messenger RNA. RefSeq names its product protein SSX4-like. The transcript is spliced from 8 exons. The coding region runs from base 92 to 1144 and encodes 350 amino acids. Gene Ontology annotation, biological process: regulation of DNA-templated transcription. Gene Ontology annotation, cellular component: nucleus. The record is from RefSeq and is a predicted model, not a curated record. Lineage: Eukaryota; Metazoa; Chordata; Mammalia; Rodentia; Heteromyidae.
UGAUUUACUCCCCUCCUUUCUCAGGACCUUCAGCCUUGUGGCUGUUGUGAAUCAGGGUGUGUCCCUUUGAGAUCACACUAUUUCCAUUGCCAUGAACAGUGACAACUCCAUUUCAAAGAUCCCCAGGGAAGAUACUCAGAAAUCACAGAAGAAAUACCAGGCCUUUGAGGAUAUUUCCAAAUAUUUCUCCAAGGAGGAGUGGGAAAAGCUGAGCUAUUCAGAGAAAAUCUCCUACGUAUACAUGAAAAGAAACUACACCACCAUGUCUAGCCUAGGUUUCAAUGCUACCCUCCCACCUUUCAUGGAACCCAAAGAGGAGGUGAAGGAAUCCCUGGGUACUGAUUCAGAUGAAGGCUGCAGCCAUAACAUGGAGAAAUGUGCUGACAAGCAACUGACAAAACGUCCAAAGGAAAAGGUGGUAUGCCAUGUCUGCACUAGAGAAAUGUCACUGCUGCUGACUGUGUUUCUAUGUGAUUUCCACAUUAAAAAGAUGGAUAAGAAGUCAGCAAAGGAGAGCAGUGGUCGUAAAGAACGACCCAGAGCAGUGGACUCCAAACAGGUGGCUGUGAAAACCAUGUGCCCCCCAGCAGAAGAAAGUGCUUCAGGCAAGUGCAAUGAGAAGACUUCAGGUAAGAGGAGGAAGAAAAAUAUCUGGACCCAUAGGCUGCGGGAAAGGAAGAAUCUUGUGGUAUAUGAAGAGAUUAGUGACCCUGAAGAGGAAGAUGAUGAGGAAGAUGAUGAUGAAAAACUAAAGGUAGAAGUAGAAGUAGUUGGCAAAGGAGAAGGAGAGGAAGAGGAAAAAGAAGAGUUCAAUGCGGAAGGAAAGGAAUCCAAUGAGGGAGAAAAAUACAGUGGAGGUGAGUUAGAAAAAUACAGUGAAGACCACAGUGGAGAAGAAUACAAUGAGGAAGAAGACUACAAUGAGGAAGACGAAGAAUACAGUGAAGAAGAGUCUGAUGAAGAAUACUUUGUUGGAGAAUAUGAAGACAAUGAUGACCUUGAUGUUUACGAUGAUGAUGAUGAAGAUGACUACUACAUUGGAGAAGAUUUAUACUACUUUGAAGAAGAAGAUGAUGAUGAUGACGACGAUGAUGAUGACGAUAUAGAAAUAGAAGAAUACAUCUUAGAAGAUGAAGAAUACUGA